GGGCCAGUGUAUUCUCAACACCUGACUGCACAGACGUACGCCAUUGUAGGCUUUUAUAGCUGUCCAAGCGUACUGGUUUUAAAAUUCGUAGCGAAUGGAUGUUUGUCUUCGGAUUAUGGUGCUCGAAAAUAUUGAUCUAAAAAAAUGGCUAGAUAUCCACAGCACUUCCAAACAGAGCCGUCACGCCAUGACACUAUGGACUUUUAACCGGAGUACCUUAAGUCGUGACAUAUACAAUACAAAGUGAUAAUACUUCUUAUUAGUGGAUUUGUUUUCGAUAUUGAUUUGGGAUCUAUGAUAUGAUUGAUUAACAAUGAAGACAUUGUGACCCUCGGAAAAUGUGAAUCCCUGGUAGGCCGAAGUAUACCAGCAUCACCGUGGGCUGUUAUAUAUACAGUAAUAAUUUCUUCAUGAAGCAUUUCUAGCCAGAAAAAAAAUGUUUCCAUCCAUUAAUUCCUUUGUAAGGAGGCUGAAAACCAGAUAUUGCCAUGUCCGGGAAGUGAAGAUUUCGACAUUAUGGAAACUGACGGGCUUGUUUGUUGUGACGUCACUCUUCUUCAUGCAAAAAUCCAUCAAUUCAAAUCCCAAACAAAUUGUGUUCACGUGGUCAAACAACGACAUAAAAAAGGCAUUACUCAAAGAAAAGUUUAAAGAAACACUAUCGCCGCUGGAGCCCUGCGAGAAUGACGGGGAGUCUGUUUUUAUGUUGGUUAUGGUCAACAGCGAAGUCUCUAAUUUCAAACACCGUAAUGCAAUACGAGAAUCGUGGGGUUCUGUGUCAAAAGUGGACAAGAGUGUUCGAUUGAUAUUCGUGAUAGGAAAAACUCAAGAUCCGGUUGUUCGGGAAAGUAUCAAUCUUGAGAAAGCCGUCUUCAACGACAUCUUAGACACAAACGUAACGGAGGCUUAUGAUAAAUUGACUUAUAAAUCUAUAGCAAUUUUAAAAUGGGCACAUACCCACUGUAGCAAAACGAAAUACCUUAUAAAGGUUGACGAUGAUAUAUUUUUUAAUAUACAUAGGCUUAUGUCAGAACUUGAAAAAUGGAAUCCAAAAAAUUCUGUUAUUGGAUGUGAAGAGAGCAAAAAUGCCCCUGUGAGAUUCUUUUUAUUCAAAUGGCACGUGACUAGAGAGCAGUACAGUGCUGACACCUACCCUGUAUAUAUAACAGGGCCCGCCUAUCUCAUUACGGGGGAUAUCAUAUCCAAACUUUACCGUGCUUCAUUUGAUGUUCCGUAUUUUUUCAUUGAGGAUAUUUUCGUAGCAGGACUUUGCAGGGAAAAAAUUGGAGCGAAAGUUGUUGGACAUAAAGAGUUUUCCUGUAGUUAUCGAGAUAGGGGGCCCUGUGGGAUAUCCUUCCAGGAAUUCAUAGUCGGCCAUCAUUACUACCCAGAGGAAAUGGUCCGGAUGUGGCAUGAAUUAAAUAAUCCGUCAGCCCAGUGUCGGCUUGUAGAUUAUUACUGGAUAGCAACUAUAAUUGAUAUAUUGAAAGGAUUGAUGCCAUUUUAACGUAGGCGUAUAUACUCAGAAAAGCUCAAGUUGCAUUUUCGAAAUUUUUUUUUCAAAUAAUCAAUUUUGAUUACCUGAGGAAUUUUAAAUGGAUGCUGAUUACCUCUUAUUUUACCCAAAUUAUCGAAGCUUUCUUUUUUAAAUUUAGCAAUUGUUUGUUAUGAAUUUGUAUGGUCACUUCCUUAUAGAAAAAAAAAAAGAAAUGCACCCCUUUGCACAUCUGCAAUAGAUUUUUUAUUCUCCCUAAGAAGCAUAGAGUCAGUAAAUUUUUAACAAAUAGUUUAUAUAUUGCACAAGUUAAUUGGGUCUGUGAUAUCAUUUUGUAUGUGUAAUAAGAUUUUCCGGAAAGUUGUUUUGAGUUUUUCUGUGGGCUUUGUCACUUAUUUGUUUCCUUUCUCUUAACGUUCUGAAAAAUGUUGAAAAACGGUACUCAGUUUACUCAUCAAGUUAAAAUAUUUCAGAUAGUAACAAAUUUUGAACACAAUAAAAUACCUGCACUUGUUUUUACAAUCCUCUGAAGCUGUUAGACACGGAAGAGCUCAAUGUCUUUGGGAUUUUAUUUUGCUUUUAGGAUGUUAGAGUUACACGAAGGAAGGGAUGUGAACAGAUUUAGAUAGCGCUGUUUGCCGAAGGGUAAACAUGUAUAGUUCUGCGUACAGCAUGCAAAUCAAGAAUUAGAUGUUUGAAUCUUGUCAAACCGAGAAAUUUCAAAAUUUUAAACGUAUUUCAGUUCGUUACUUUCGUCAUUUUGAUACGCAAGAGCAUGCUUUACAUACGGAAAUUUCUAUUGCACGUAACUUACAAAUACGUUGAAUUACAAGAGCUCACAAUCUCCGAAUCUCGAUUGCCGAACUGUACACCUUCGUUCCUUUGCUCUGUGAUAUUUAAGUAGAUUUGGAGAAUAUAUUCUCAUACCAAAAGUUCUAGGGGAUUGGGUUUAAUAUUCAUAUGGAUUUUCGCAUUUACAAAUUUAAAGCAUUA
This is a messenger RNA of Saccostrea cuccullata (small rock oyster), 2488 nucleotides long. Its product is annotated as beta-1,3-galactosyltransferase 1-like. Gene Ontology annotation, cellular component: Golgi membrane. Bases 437 to 1507 code for a protein of 356 amino acids. Gene Ontology annotation, molecular function: hexosyltransferase activity. NCBI's taxonomy places the organism in Eukaryota, Metazoa, Mollusca, Bivalvia, Ostreida, Ostreidae. The transcript has 3 exons. The record is from RefSeq and is a predicted model, not a curated record.